Messenger RNA from Helianthus annuus (common sunflower), 1051 nucleotides. Its product is annotated as very-long-chain (3R)-3-hydroxyacyl-CoA dehydratase PASTICCINO 2. The record is from RefSeq and is a predicted model, not a curated record. Gene Ontology annotation, biological process: sphingolipid biosynthetic process; very long-chain fatty acid biosynthetic process; fatty acid elongation. Lineage: Eukaryota; Viridiplantae; Streptophyta; Magnoliopsida; Asterales; Asteraceae. The coding region runs from base 159 to 824 and encodes 221 amino acids. Gene Ontology annotation, molecular function: 3-hydroxyacyl-CoA dehydratase activity. Gene Ontology annotation, cellular component: endoplasmic reticulum membrane. The transcript has 9 exons.
UAAUAUAUACCGGUGAACUAAAACCCCCCAGAUGUUGGUUGCAUCUACUCACCUAAAUCAAUUUAAUGUGGUUCAUCAUCUCUACAUACCCAUUUGCAUCAUUCACCUAAAUCAUUUGCUCUAUAAUUCACUCUAUUGGAUCUCACUUUAGCCCAACAAUGGCGGGUGUUUUGUCUCUUCUCAGGCGACUCUAUCUCUCCGCUUAUAACUGGAUCGUAUUCGCAGGAUGGUUUCAAGUAUUGUUCUUGACCUUGAAAACUCUAAAGGAAUCAGGGUAUGAACAUGUUUACAGUACUGUUGAGAAGCCCCUUUUGUUAGCUCAAUCUGCUGCCUUUUUAGAGAUUCUACAUGGUAUCAUAGGUUUGGUUAGAUCCCCGAUUACAGCAACACUGCCUCAAAUAGGUUCAAGAUUGUAUGUGGUGUGGGGAAUCCUGUAUAGUUUUCCCGAGGUACAAAAACAUCCUCUUAUCAGCUCUUUGGUCAUCAGUUGGAGUAUCACUGAGAUUGUCCGGUACUCUUUCUUUGGCACAAAGGAGGCGUUCGGUUCUGCUCCAUACUGGCUGUUAUGGCUCAGGUAUAGCACGUUCUUGGUGUUGUAUCCGACUGGUAUUUCCAGUGAAAUUGGUAUGAUCUAUAAUGCGUUACCGUUUAUGAAGGAAUCUGGAAUGUAUUCGGUAAGGAUGCCGAACAAAUGGAACUUUUCUUUUGAUUACUUUUAUUUGGCGAUUGUGGUGCUUGCAAUUUAUGUACCAGGAAUUCCGCACUUGUAUGGCUACAUGCUUGGCCAAAGAAAGAAAGCGCUGAUGAAAACAAAAAAGGAGUAGUGUUUGGAGUUUGUAGCCGAUAAGUUAAAAUUUUGGAUGGCUACAUGGUGGUGUAACUUUGUGUUUUAGUACUUGUUUAUGGGUGUGUUUUCCACCCUGUUAUUUAAAGUUUGAAGCCUACAUAUUUUUGUUAGACACAAUACAUAGAUUCAAUGCUAUCAAAUUAUCAAUACUUGGAGAAAACAAACAUUGGUUUGGUGAUAAUGGUAUUUUUUUUUUUUUGGUUA